AUGGGUGUUACUGGGCUGUGGACCGUGGUUGCCCCCACCGCCCGUCCAACCCAACUCGCCUCGCUGAAUCGGAAACGCCUGGCCGUCGAUGCCUCCAUCUGGAUCUACCAAUUCCUCAAAGCGGUGCGGGACAAGGAGGGCAAUGCCCUACGCAACAGCCACGUCGUCGGCUUCUUCCGCCGCAUAUGCAAACUGCUCUACUUUGGCAUCAAGCCCGUGUUUGUGUUUGAUGGCGGGGCACCGGUACUGAAGCGAGAGACCAUCCGGAAGAGAAAGAGAAGACGGGAGGGUAGACGAGAGGAUGCGGCGAGGACGGCGGGAAAGUUGCUCGCCGUGCAGGUUGCUCGGGCGGCCGAGGAAGAGGAAAAGAGGCGGAGAGCGGACCGAGAGAAAACACCCGAAGAGGAGUUACCGGCGGACCAAGACUUGGUGUACGUUGAAGAGCUGGGCAUGACGAAGCAAGAACGCUCGGCUGGUCGAGGCGAAAAAUUCAGGAAGAAAGACCAGUACCAUUUGCCCGACUUGGAUGUGAGCCUUGAAGAGAUGGGUGCGCCAAACGACCCGCGGAUCAUGUCUCAGGCCGAAUUGGAAGAGUACGCGCGACAAUUUCAUUCGGGCGAGGAUAUCAACCUCUACGAUUUCAGCAAGAUUGAUUUUGAAAGCCCUUUCUUCCUCUCCCUCCCAGCAGGAGAUAGGUACAACAUCCUGAAUGCCGCGAGGUUGAGAUCGAGGCUGAGGAUGGGCUACUCCAAAGAGCAGCUCGACGGCAUGUUUCCCGACCGCAUGGCUUUCUCGAAGUUUCAGAUCGAGAGAGUCAAGGAGAGAAACGAGUUGACGCAACGGCUCAUGCACUUGAACGGUAUGGUGGAAGGAGACUUUCUGAGAGAGGGCGGUGGCAGGAUCGCUGGUGAGAAGGGGAAAGAAUAUAUUCUGGUGAAGAAUGAAGGGGUGGAGGGCGGAUGGGCGCUGGGUGUAGUGUCGAACAGACAGGGUACCGAGAAGGAGAAUGCAAUCGAUCUGGAAGAUGAGGGAAAGUCUGAAGUCGCUUUCUCUGCAGACUCGGAUCAGGAUGAGUUCGAAGAUGUCGCGAUUGAAGGCCUGAACCGGCUCCCAAAAACAUGGGCUCGGAAGAGGAAAGCUGGCGUUGAUUAUGACAUGUCGUAUGAGGAGGUGGCAGAAGAGAUCGCGAGAAAGAGGAAAGCAGUAUAUGAAGCAAGGAAGGCCGCUUCAACCGCUACCCAAGCUGCUCCGAAGACUACACGGCCUUCCCAUCCUCCCGUUCGGGACAUACCCAUGGAAACGGCCGAGGAGUCGUUAUUUGUCCCAGAGGACAAAACAGGGCCCGAGGACGAGGACGAUUUAUUUGAGGAUGUUUUGCCCCUAUAUCCUGAGCCGGAUGAGCAUGACGAGGAUCUACAACGCGCCAUAGCCAUGUCCUUGGAGGAGCCAACUGAUGACGACCGAGGAGGCGGAGGAUGGCUGGCUGAAGGAGCACCAGAAGUACCCGCCGAGGAGUCUGCAGAGGAGGAUGGAUUCGACCUACAAGCUGCCCUUGCAGAGUCAAGGCGAACUAAGCUCAAGCCCAAAACGAAUGUCAGAGACCGGAGUCCGACGUCGUCAAAGAUCACAAGCACUGCCGCGCCAAAAUUUGAUGGCCCGUUGCCCUUCGAGUCCCUCAACCUCGGACAAUCACUGCUGGGGAAGAAGAAAUCCAAGAAAAUCGAGGAAGAUCUAUCAGGUGGAUUCGAUCGAGAUCUUGGAGAAGAUGCAUUUCGUAAGGAGAGGCCUCCUCAGCCAUUGCCGGAAUGGUUCAAUGCCACUCCAAAUGUCAAGGAUAUGAAAUCGAAAACUGCACCUACAGAAGAUUCAUAUGAUCUGCACAGAGAGGAAAAUGCGGAUCUAUGGGACACCAUACGACGCCACGACACCAAUGAAGUGAUCGACCUGGAGGCUGAAGAUGACAAAGGCAGAAGUCAACAGCCAAUUGAUCUUGAAGAGGAAACUGUUCAGGAGGAAGCUCCACUGUUGACCCAACCAUCUGAGGAACCUGUCGAUGAGCCUGUCCCUCCCAGCGGACCUGAAAUUGCUGUAGUUCAAGAGGUUGAAGAUCUCGAAAGACGGAGAAGAGACGAAGAGCGCGAGAAGCGAUACGAGCUUGGACGACAAAUUGCAGCCGAAAACCAACCCGAGGAAGAGCCACCACCGACGAUGGGCGAGAUUGCUGAAGACAUACAAGCAUCACCGCCUCAACCGUCUGCUGUUCCUCAGUAUUUGCCUGAGCCGGCUGGUACUGAACAUGUCGCGGCGAAUGAAAGUGAUUUUGAGGAAGUCGAAUGGAGUGAGUCGGACAAUGAGCAGCCUGUACAACCAGCGAGUCCAGGAUCGCUCGGUACUGUCGAAGAGGAGCCUUCCCCGCGCCAAAACGACACCGCAACUGCCGCCCAAGAUGAAGACGAAGGUGAGGAAUUUGAGGAUGUCGAAAUGGAGCCUGCAGUUGCGUCAAAUCAAGGCCGAAUGUCGACGAAUGAUUUCCCAGUGCGGCUUUCAGGACUGAGCGAACAACCCGUUGCAGAAUCGGGCAUCACGGAAAUUCCAGACGCGGCGCAAAUCGAAGAAGAAGACUUCGAUUAUCUCUCUGCCUCAGAGGAAGAGUUGAUGCGCCAGCUAGCCGAAGAGGCUGAAGAACACACCCGGUUCACAUCCGCCCUCAAUCAUGCCAAAGGUCCCUCGACUGAGCAAGCUAUGCGCGAUUUCGAUGCUGAACUCAAAGCCUUGCGGUCCCAACAGAAACGCGACCGUCGAGAUGCCGACGAAGUCACGCAGACUAUGAUCCAAGAAUGUCAAGCACUGCUGAGAUUGUUUGGCCUGCCGUACAUCACCGCACCAAUGGAGGCUGAAGCGCAGUGUGCCGAACUUGUCCGCUUGGGCCUGGUGGAUGGAAUUGUCACAGACGACUCAGAUAUCUUUCUCUUUGGAGGAACCAGGAUAUACAAGAACAUGUUCAACGCGGCGAAAUACGUCGAGUGCUAUCUCUCCUCAGAUCUUGAAAAGGAAUUCUUGCUGGACAGGCGGAGAUUGAUCAGGUUCGCGCAUCUAUUAGGCAGUGAUUACACCGAGGGUGUUCCUGGCGUUGGACCUGUGACUGCGCUAGAGAUUCUCACCGAUUUCGAGAAUCUAGAAGAAUUCAAGGCGUGGUGUGAGAAGAUCCAACUUGGCAGACCCCAGGAUCUGGAAAACCAACUGACUACCCCUUUUCGACGGAAAUUCCGCAAGACGGUACAGAAACGUCUGUUUCUGCCAACAGGAUUCCCCGACUUAAGGGUGGAUGACGCAUACCUCAAUCCGGAGGUCGACUCAAACCCGGAACCAUUUCAAUGGGGAGUGCCGGAUUUGGACAAAUUACGAGGCUUCCUGAUGGCGACGAUCGGGUGGUCGCAGGAGAGGACCGAUGAGGUUCUAGUCCCGGUCAUUCGGGAUAUGAAUCGGCGAGAAGUGGAGGGCACGCAGAGCAACAUCACCCGAUUUUUCUCGGGAACGGUUGGUGUCGGCGGACGGGGCAUCAAUGGAAACCCAGGAACACAUGGCAAGGCACUUGCUGUCGGCGGCGAGGGUGUUGGGCAGGCUCGAGCGCAAGCGGAAGCGAUGGCGCCCAGAAAUCGCACCGGCAAAGAGUCUGGACGGAUGAGAAAUGCAUAUAAAAGGCUCAGGGGAGAGGCAGAGAAACGGCGGAAACGACGGGCUGACGGAGGGGAUGAGGACGAGGAACAGAGCGAAAAUGAGGACGAGAUUGAGGUUCUUGACGGACUCGGCGAGAUCCAAGGUAUCGAGGAAGUCGAACACCAGCCUGGCACGAAUGACAAUACUGCUGACACCUCGCCCAACCUGGUUAUGGACGGAGAUAUCGACGAUGACGGAGAAUUUGCGGGUGAUGAAGCCUCGACGAAGCGCCCUGCGGCCUCGAAGUCGAGAUCCAAGUCAAAGACCAAGGGAACAUCACAAGAUGUCACGAGGCCACGAUCAAAGGCGAGUAAGAAGGGCUCGAGGAAGAGAGUAGGUGAAGAUGGGGAAUAG
Molecule: messenger RNA, 4071 nt
Organism: Fonsecaea pedrosoi CBS 271.37
Lineage: Eukaryota; Fungi; Ascomycota; Eurotiomycetes; Chaetothyriales; Herpotrichiellaceae
Exons: 1
Coding region: 1-4071 (1356 amino acids)
Biological process (GO): nucleotide-excision repair
Cellular component (GO): nucleus
Molecular function (GO): single-stranded DNA binding; DNA endonuclease activity
Source: RefSeq, a predicted model, not a curated record